AUGGCUCCCCCUAAACCACCCAACCCUUCUUCUAAAGAUAUCAUAGAAGAAGUCAUUCAAAUAUCCACCCUUAACCUCAACAAUGCAAUGCAAGAAACCCAAGAACAAAUGGAUGAAAGAUUUGCUAAAAUCUCUUCUGAUCUAUCAAACCUACACACAAGAUUGGAAAAUGACAAAUCUGUUGAGGAUUCUAGAUAUGAUGCUCUUAUGGCUGCCAUUACUAAAAUUUCUUUUCAAAAAGAAUUUCAGCAAGCUCUUGCUGCAUCCAGCAGCAGCACUGUUCAUACUCCAGCAACUACUGCAGCCGCAGCUACUGUUCACGGAACAACACAGCACACAGAUUCCGUUACUGUUCAUCACUCAGGUAUGGUACUAAACCCUCCCUUUAAUCCUAGGGUUUCAGCACCAGUUGCUACUACUCUCUCACCUUCAAACACACCCCUUAGACAUUCUGCCACUUUCUCCCACACACAACCCACACCCAUGAGAUACAACACACAAAUUUCCCAACCUUUCCCACAAUACCCUUCCAUCCCUUCAAUUCUAUCAACUUCUCAACCGUUCAACAUACCCUUCUCCCAACAACUCCCUAACCCCCAAAUUUCACACCAAUCAACAUACCCCAAUCUGUCCCAUAUUCCUCAACUUCCACCUAUUAGAACCCCAAAACUUGAACUACCUAUGUUCGAUGGGUCGGAACCUCUUGAUUGGAUGUUUCAAGCUGAACAGUUUUUUAAUUUUUAUAAUAUGCCACCGGAAAACCGUUUAUCAUUGAUUUCGUUUUACAUGAAGGGUGAUGCUUUGUCUUGGUUUAAAUGGAUGUACCAAAGUCGUUUGUUAACCGAUUGGUUUUCUUUUCUUAAAGCCUUAGAAUUACGUUUUGGUCCUUCAACUUUUGACAACCACCAAGCUGAAUUAUUUAAAUUGAAACAAGAUGGUUCGGUGGUUGAUUAUCAAACCAAAUUUGAAAAGCUAGGGACCCAAGUGAUUGGCUUACCAUCGGAUGCCAUAUUGAAUUGUUUUAUUUCCGGCCUAACAAAUGAGAUUCAAAAUGAAAUGGCAAUUCACAAACCCACCAACAUUUCUCAAGCGAUUGGUUUAGCUAAAUUAAUUGAAUCUAAGUUGAAAGAUUCUAAACCCAAAUUCCAUAAACCCUUUGCAAACACUUAUCAUAAACCUUCUGCCUCCCCAGCCAACCCCAUACCCAAACCAUCAAUCAUUCCAAGUUCCCAAAUCCCAAACCCAUUCAAAGCCCAAACAAGUUCUGCCCCAUCAAAAUUACCAAUUAAAAGACUCUCCCAGGCCCAACUACAAGAGCGUAGAGCUCAAGGCCUAUGCUUUAAUUGUGAUGAAAAGUUUUUUAUUGGACAUAAAUGCUCCACAAGAAGAUUUUUAAUUCUUAUGGCAGAUGAAGAACCUAUUGGGGAACCCAUUCAUGUGGAAGAUAGUGUCGAAACUGAAAUUGAGCAAGACUUGAAUGAUACUUAUUUUCAACUCUCUCCCCAAGCUUUAACAGGACAAUUCUCACCACAAACACUUAAAUUCAAAGGCAAAAUUGGUGGUUUAUCCGUAAUGGUGUUAGUGGAUACCGGUAGUACUCAUAACAUUUUACAACCCAGAAUUGCUCAACAUCUCAAUCUCACAUCGACACCCAUUACUCAAUUUUCUGUUAUGGUGGGAAAUGGUUCCCACUUAAAGUGUGAAGGCAUUUGCAAUAACGUUCCAAUCACUUUACAAAAAGAACUUUUCCAUCUUCCAUUCUAUCUAUUGCCAAUUGAAGGAGCGGACGUUGUUCUUGGAAUGGCUUGGCUAAGAACAUUGGGUCCUUUGCAAGCCGAUUUUUCAAUUCCUUCCAUCUCUUUUACCCAUCAUAACAACCUCAUUACAUUAAAAGGGGAUCCCACAGCCCACCCUGCCCACACUACUUAUCAUCAGCUAAAACACCUCAUACACACCAAUUUUGUUGCCUCUUUUCAUCUCAUGUUUUUCCAAAACCAGAAUCCUGAUCCACUUACUCCUAACCCACUUGAUACUUUACCCAACCCAACCAAAACACUUUCCCCAAAAAUACAAACACUCCUCACCAAAUACAAAACUAUCUUUCAACCUCAAGAAGGCCUUCCCCCAGCCAGACCACAUGAUCACCAUAUCCCUCUUUUCCCAAAUACCCCACCCAUCAAUGUCAAACCAUAUCGCUAUCCCCAUUCCCAGAAAACAGCCAUGUCUUCAAUUAUACAGGACAUGUUACAAGAAGGGAUUAUUAUUCCUAGUCGCAGCCCUUUUUCCUCCCCAGUUUUACUUGUGAAAAAAAAAGAUGGAACUUGGAGAUUUUGUGUAGACUAUCGCGCCCUCAAUGCAGUAACCAUUAAAGACCGUUUCCCCAUCCCAACAAUUGAUGAACUACUCGAUGAGUUAGGCAAUGCUACUUAUUUUACCAAGUUAGACUUACGCUCUGGCUACCAUCAGAUCCGAGUUGCAUCGGAAGACACGCAUAAGACUGCUUUUCGGACUUUCGACGGGCAUUACGAAUUUCUCGUAAUGCCUUUCGGGUUGACAAACGCCCCUUCCACCUUUCAAUCAGCUAUGAACGAUUUACUACGACCCUAUUUACGCAAGUUUGUUUUAGUUUUUUUUGAUGACAUAUUGAUUUACAGUGCCAAUUUCGAUGAUCACUUAGCUCAUUUGCAGGUUAUUUUUGAUCUAUUGAAGUCUCAUGCUUUUGUGGUGAAACUACCUAAGUGUGUUUUUGCAGUCAAACAGGUUAACUACUUAGGACACAUCAUUUCAGUUGGAGGAGUUGCUCCUGAUCCAGAAAAGGUGCAGGCCAUGUUAGAUUGGCCUACUCCUCGUUCACUCACGUCCCUCCGCGGUUUCUUAGGCCUCACCGGUUUCUAUCGUCGUUUCGUGAAAAACUACGCCACUCUCGCCGCUCCUCUCACCGAUUUACUACGUUCCACUAAAUUUGUAUGGAGUACAGAGGCGGCCGAAGCCUUUACAAAAUUACAAAAGAAGAUGACCGACAUGCCGGUCCUGGCUUUGCCAGAUUUUACAAAACAAUUCAUCAUCGAGACAGAUGCUUCAGGAAUCGCUGUUGGCGCCGUACUUUCACAGGAUGGGCAUCCUAUCGCUUUCUUCAGCAAAAAGAUGUGUCCACGGAUGCAGGCUUCAUCAGUUUAUGUACGCGAGAUGUUUGCUGUAACAGAGGCAGUAAAAAAAUGGCGUCAAUAUCUCAUAGGGCAAAAGUUUCACAUCUACACUGAUCAGAAAAGCUUACGAAACCUACUACUGCAACGCAUUCAAACUCCGGAACAACAGAAAUGGGCAGCAAAGUUACAGGGAUUUAACUUUGAAAUAUUUUACAAACCUGGAAAAUCCAACUUGGUUGCAGACGCGUUGAGCCGAAAAUUCCACACCAGUGACUGUCUCUUGCUGGCAUUCUCUUCCCCCAUUCCAGAUCUGUUGGCGACUCUUCAACAAUUUUAUGCACAGGACACAGCAGGCAAACUCUUAGUUACACAACACACAGUUGAAAACAAGUCAAGUUUGUAUCAGUUUACUAAGGGACUUUUGUACUACAAAGACAAAUUGUUCAUACCUGACAUUGAGGAUCUCCGUCUAAGAGUCUUACAGGAAUUUCACCAUACUCCAACAGGUGGCCACUCAGGUGUUAAGGCAUCCCUUGCACGUAUUUCAGCUUCAUUUUCUAGGCCAGGCCUUUACAGAGAAGUGAAAACAUUAGUUCAAAGAUGCACAAUAUGUCAGCAGAAUAAGUAUUUGACUCAGAAAAAGAAAGGACUACUUCAACCUCUUCCAAUACCACAGCAAGUUUGGGAAGAUCUCACUAUGGACUUCAUUACAAGUCUUCCAAACUCCUUUGGCCACACAGCAAUCUGGGUUAUAUGUGAUCGUUUAACAAAGUUUGUUCAUUUUAUUGGCCUGCCUACGAAAUUCACUGCUAAAGAUCUUGCUAUGCGUUUUUCAGUUGACAUAGCGCGACUUCAUGGGAUUCCAAAGUCUAUCAUAUCUGACCGGGAUUCUCUCUUCCUCAGCAAAUUCUGGAAACAGUUUUUCAAGUCACAAGGAACCACAUUAAAAUACAGCACAUCAUACCACCCGGAAACUGACGGUCAAACAGAAGUAGUCAAUCGUUCUUUGGAAACUUACCUCAGAUGCUUCGUGGGUGACCAUCCUCGACACUGGUUUAAGUUCUUGCAUCUUGCAGAAUUUUGGUAUAAUACUUCCUUUCAUACAGCUAUUCAGAUGACGCCUUUCAAGGCUUUGUACGGCCGUGAUCCACCCAACCUUCCGUCAUACUUAUCCGACCCCAACCUGGAUGAAUCUUUGGUCGUUUCUCUACAAAAACGACAUAGCAUUCUUAUGGAGUUAAAAGAGCACUUAAAAAAGAGCCGCAUUCAAAUGGAAAAACAAGCUAAUAAGAAAAGAACAGAUUACGCUUUCAAGGAAGGUGAUCUGGUUUUGUUGAAGCUUCAGUCAUACCGACAGAGCACCGUUGCCAAUAGAUCUUCGCACAAGUUAGCAAAGAGAUUCUUUGGGCCUUUCAAAGUAAUCAAGAGAGUAGGAACGGUGGCUUAUCUGUUGGAUCUACCGUCUUCUUCGCGUAUCCACCCGGUGGUACACGUCUCACUUUUGCGCCCUUACUUCUCCGACCACCUGCAUGAAACCAACAAACAGUUAGUCAUCGGAGUAGACCCACUGAUCAAAAAUCCAAAACAGAGUGCUGAUAAAAUGGAGUCCCUGACCAGCAAACGGAACGACGAAACCCUUUCUACCCUCGAACAGCCUUCGGUACCUGCAAACACCGAAAACAGAGUCAUUAGUUCCAGAUCUAUGGCGUCUAACAACGUGUGGAACAAAUCACGUAACAACCCUCUUUCUGAUGUCGGUCCCUUGGCUCAGAUCCAUCGCAGUGAGAGGAAGAGUGUUGGUUGCUCUCAACAGACCCAUAAGAUUCUCAGCUGCAAAGAGUUUUGGAAUGCAAAUGAGGAACUUUUGAGAGGAAAUAUUGAAAUAGAGAGAGAAGUGAAAGAAGUAGCAGAUUCGGAUCACAAUGGGAGUUAUGUACCAAAUGGCUCUCAGAAAAUCUUAAGUAAAUCUCUGGAAGCUUCACGUGACAUAGGGAGUACAAAUACAGCUGUUUCCCCACUUACCCUUGGUACUUUCCGAGACCAAAACACGCUUCACAAGGCUCGAGGCCUUUUUCCCUGUUCGUGCACGCCUCCCAACCACACGUGUCACGAUCCUGCUGCCUUAUCACCUGCCCACAUAUCCCAGCCAUUCAUUCAAAAAGCUUUCUCUUCUGUUCCCAAGGAUGACCGUUGCAAUUGGCUUCCUCCCUCACCAAUUUCUGCCUCCACCGAAUCCUACCCCUUCCAAUUGGGCUCAACCCAAUUUUCUUCCCAAAGCCCAAAUAAUUUGGUGUCCAAAUCUCACUCUUCUAUGAACCUUGAGGACAAGGUUCUUUGUGACCCCAUGAGUAUUGAUAAGAAGCAGCCCAAUAGGCCCAUUAGGGAAAGGAAGCCUUCAAUUUUACUUAAAGACUUUUAUUAUUAA
This is a messenger RNA of Vicia villosa (hairy vetch), 5571 nucleotides long. RefSeq lists its product as uncharacterized. Gene Ontology annotation, molecular function: aspartic-type endopeptidase activity; nucleic acid binding. The transcript has a single exon. Bases 1 to 5571 code for a protein of 1856 amino acids. Lineage: Eukaryota; Viridiplantae; Streptophyta; Magnoliopsida; Fabales; Fabaceae. The record is from RefSeq and is a predicted model, not a curated record. Gene Ontology annotation, biological process: DNA integration; proteolysis.